AUGUUAACGCGGACGGCCACGCAUGCGAUAUCGCCGAUGACAACGCAGAGGUCGACCCAGACGGCCACGACUUCUCAGGCGCUGGUCUCGACCACAGUGACGUCCCCAGUGGCGGCAGGUGACACCGAGCUGCCUGUGGAGUCCACAGCCGGCUUCGUCGUCGGCGCCACCGUCCUGGUCGAGGGCGGAGGCCACCGCGAGACCGGCAUCGUGGCCGGCCUCGGCUCGAUCGUGCUGGCGGUGGGCCUGGCGCACGGCUACCCUGCCGGGUCCACGGUCAGCCUGCACCCCGCCGACGACUCCACCGUCGCCGCGACCCCGGCCCCCGCCGCGGCCGACGACGACCUCGACGACACGCUCGAGCCCCACCUCCUCCACGCUGCCAUUGCGGGGCUGGUAUUCGGGCGCGCGGUGGGCGCCUGCUGCUGGGUGCGCGUGGGCUGCCCUGGGCUGCUCAAAGGUGUCCGGGGCCGCGCCGCCCGCGAGAGGCCGCGGGGGCGGCCGAGGCUGCAGGACCCCGUCGUCUUCCCCGGAGAGGAGAACCCCUGGGUUCCGCCGACGACUGCGAUGCAGCCGUGCAAGCAGGCGACGUCGCAGACUGCCGAGCUGCGGCUGACGGUGGAGGACGACCCCAAGCCCACCGACGACCCCCUGUCGGUCCUCGACCAGGAGGUCCUGGGCCGCGUAAUCGACGUGGCCAUGAAGCUGCGCAGGAUCUGA
Molecule: messenger RNA, 720 nt
Organism: Prorocentrum cordatum
Lineage: Eukaryota; Dinophyceae; Prorocentrales; Prorocentraceae
Source: the annotation of a GenBank genome assembly